This is a messenger RNA of Patiria miniata (bat star), 2226 nucleotides long. Its product is annotated as tyrosine-protein kinase receptor Tie-2-like. The transcript has 14 exons. Lineage: Eukaryota; Metazoa; Echinodermata; Asteroidea; Valvatida; Asterinidae. Gene Ontology annotation, cellular component: neuron projection. Gene Ontology annotation, molecular function: ATP binding; transmembrane-ephrin receptor activity; protein binding. The record is from RefSeq and is a predicted model, not a curated record. The coding region runs from base 1 to 2226 and encodes 741 amino acids. Gene Ontology annotation, biological process: protein phosphorylation; axon guidance.
AUGUCGUGGAGACUGUGUCGAGGCUCUCUGGAGGCGUCAUUGCUACUUGCCAUUGUCUUCUUUCUCCAUGAAGAAAGAAAUGGAUACCAAUGGUGGAGAGUUGAUCUAGUCGAUGCGUACUGCCUGACUAGAGUCACUAUCGUCAACAGAGAUGAUUAUUAUGUAAUGCAGACAGAUGUGGAUCCCAAUGGUAUGACAGUCAGCUGGUCAACAGUGCCCUGUGCUGAUCAUUACAGCGUGCAGUAUGCCCUGACCAACAGGGAUCGUUGUGAAAACUUCUACAUGUAUUUCCCAACGUAUAGUAGCCGCUGCAGUAUGUGUCAGGGAAGCACAACCACUAUAACCAGUCUCACACCAAACUCCCAGUACGCUGUACGAGUCAAGGCUUCUGUAUAUGGUGCGUACGGACCAACAAAAUCAGCACGUUUCACAACAGCAGCAUCAGCACCGACUGGACCACCCACUAUUGUGACACCAGAAUCUCAAGCCCAGAGCAGCCUAGCCUUCUCGUGGAGCCUCCCAGCAUGUGGAAGCCGAGGUGGUGUCAUCACAGGAUACGUGUAUAGGCUUAGUACAAGUGGCGCUGCUCCAGUGACUGGUCAGACUACAGCUGGCUCUGGUGGAGCAGUUACAAUAGCUGGACUUACGCCCUAUACUUCUUACAGUUUUCAAGUUGCUGCAAGGACUAAUGAUGGGACUGGACCGUACAGUGUGGCUGUAACAUCAAGAACACAAGAAGCAGUGCCCACAGUUCCCCGCAAUGUUCACGUCCAGUCAACGGAUAACGCUUCAGUCAGUCUGAGCUGGAGUGAACCAGAUCCACCGAAUGGACGCAUCACACACUACAAUGUUCGCUACUGGAGGAGUGGGGACAUGGGAACCAAGAAGACUGACCCCAAUGUGAUGGGGCUGAUGCAUCGUGUCACGGGCCUUGAAUCCGAUGUGACGUACCUCUUCGCGGUGCAAGCUGUGACGUCUGUUGGUUCAGGCCCGUGGAGUGAACCAAUCGAAGCAACUCCAACCAGAGUUCCUGGACCUGUUGGGAAUCUUAACUUCACAGAGAGGACAGAGACAUCUAUCACUUUGGUCUGGGACCCACCACUACAACCAAGAGGAGCCAUCACUGGUUACAUAGUUGAGUACCGUAUCUUGGAAAGGCCUGAUGAUCAACCAGACUUCACAGCAGAAACCAAGGAAGCUCAGAAUUCACCCUUCACAAUAACCAACCUGGAACCUGGUACUAAAUACGAGUUUAGGGUGCUUGCGAAGAACGAAAUGUUCACAGGAACAGAACACCGAGUGUUGGAGGUUUACACGAAGCCGAUGACAGUGCUAAAGGCAGAAGAUGGCAUUCCUCCUGCGAGUGUCAACGGAAGCAUUAUUGCUGUUGCCACGCUUGGAGCAAUAUUUUUUGGUUUGGUCCUAAUCAUUGUCAUUGGGCGUGUGGUGUGGAGAAGACGAACUCACCAAAAUGACCCAAAUAGUUCUCUAGUAUCUAGAGCGAUUGAGAUGGUUGACAGACCUACAACCUGCGAAAAUGACCCACAAAGUGCCGCCAACACCGAUAACGAGAUAUACGAAGAUAUUCUGCUUCCCGCCUGGGCCACGAAACUGGAAAUCGAAUGGGAUGAUUUGAUCAUCGAUGAUGAGAUUCUUGGUAAGGGUAACUUUGGCGAGGUACGGGCAGGAGGCGUGAGGAUCGGAGGCCAGGUCACCAAAGCAGCCAUCAAAUCUCUCAAAGACAGCUGCACGUCUGAUGCUGCUAUGCAUUUCAAUGCAGAAUUUCAGACGAUGGCGGGCAUCAAACCACACCCUAACAUUGUGCGUCUCCUUGCCGCAUGUUUUCAUGAAGGCAUUCUGUAUGCGGCACUGGAGUUUCUUCCCAACGGCAAUCUUCGUGAUUAUUUGAGGAGCAUUCGCCUGAAGCAGAAAGGAGCUGGCGACUCAAAUGACGGAGCAUCUCCGCUGACUUCUUCAAACUUGUUGAAGUUUGGCAGAGACGUUGCCAAUGGGAUGGUUCAUCUUUCAAAGACAGGAAUAAUCCAUCGUGACUUGGCUGCAAGGAACAUCCUUCUCUCUGAAGAUCUGACCGCCAAAGUGUCUGAUUUCGGCCUAUCCCGAGGAGAAGACAUCUACGUUCAGAAAUCCUCGACAAGGAAUCCCGUUCGGUGGUUGGCCAUCGAAUCUUUGACGUGUAGUGUCUACAAGUCCAAGAGUGAUGUGUAA